Syngnathoides biaculeatus (alligator pipefish) is the source of this 1588-nucleotide messenger RNA. It is a transcript of the gene rnf215, whose product is annotated as ring finger protein 215. NCBI's taxonomy places the organism in Eukaryota, Metazoa, Chordata, Actinopteri, Syngnathiformes, Syngnathidae. The record is from RefSeq and is a predicted model, not a curated record.
CUGACGAAACCGGAAGUAAGUGAUAGACCGUUCUACUAUUCUUAGCAAGCCACCGUGGAACAAUUUAAAGUAGAAACAUCGGAUAUGUCUAUUAUACGAAUCUCAUACUUGCGUUGGACAAAGUACUUGUUUCGGGGGACUAUUAUUUUUGUCAUAUUUAUUGGCGCUAGGUGAAGUCACGGUACUAUUCCUGCAGUUUCCGGUGUAGUCCGGAAGUGUCAUUCACAGGUUUACAUUUUGUCGCAUUAGAUAAUAACGCCGGUAAAGCAAUGAUUGACAGUUAACCGGCUCCGUGGUAAAAACAUCGUUAAGCCGCUUUUUCCUCUCCGCUGUCGGGGUGGACCAUGAUGGCGCCCCCGCUGGUUGUGUUUCUGUGGCCGGGGCUGGUGCUGCCUUUUGCGGCGGCGGCCCCCUCUCGUCUGGGGCUCGCCGUUGUUGAGGUGUACGCGGAGCAGCGGUUUAGCGGCGCUUUUCUCCGCGGUGAGGUGGUUACCGCCGGCCGGGGAGAGAGGAACGAGGACGCCGACAAGGAACCGGAGAGCCUGGAGGGAGAACUUGUUCUGAUUCAGGACGCGGAGCCGCAGGUGAGAGGAGAUGACAAGGAGAGGGAGCUUUGGAUCGGCGUGUUGCCCGUGGAGGACCACCAAGUGUCCGCCAGGAAGCAGCAGGAGUCCUUCACAGAGGCUGUGGUCAACAGGAUGAAGCGGGCGUUGGUGCUCGGAGCAUCUGCGCUCAUCAUCCUGGCUCUCAACCAAAACUCAGUCAGAGAAAUGGACUUGUCUCCAGUUCUUUCCAAACCGGUUAUCGUAAUCCAGACGUCGGAGAACGUGACCAGGCUCAUCGGAGCAUUGCUCAGAGGCCUCCAUGCAACCGCUAAGAUUACCUUUGCCAACAUUCUACCUGACAACCUGGUGAGUGUUGGACACAGCACCCCCUGGAGGACAGUCAGGCUGACAGUGUGUGUUGUGGGGCAGGGGGCCACAUUGACACUGUGGUCGAGCUGUGGGCGCUCCAGAGGGGGGCCCUACGGUGAGUGGCAGGGUGUCAUUUGCACGGGAGAGACAAACUCACAGGUGCAGAAAUACCUGCAGCAGCUGUGGGACACAGUCCUGUGGGUCGCGCUCUUCCUCAGCAGCGCUGUCAUCCUACAGGCCCGUCGGCAGAACCACAACCGCCAGCUCCACGGGAACUCAGAGUCUCUCCCCAAGCAUGACGUUCUGAAAAUUAUCUCCUCACUCCACACCAAAACCUACCAAAGGGCCAAAGUGCGGCGCGACGACACAGACAACUGCGCCGUUUGUCUGGAGACUUUUAACCACAAUCAGUGUCUUCGUGUGUUGCCGUGUCGACACGAGUACCACAGAGACUGCGUGGACCCCUGGCUGCUGCUGCAUCACACGUGCCCACUGUGCAAGCGCAGCAUCCUCAGCGCCAUCCACAGUCACAGUUAGUGGUCAUCGUGGGAACACUCCAAUUUUUUUCUUUUUACACUUUAAGGACCACACCACAUUGCUGCCUCCAUUGGUUCAAAAACUGUUGCAUUUUCACAGCGAUUCUUCUGGGGAUUUUUCCCACAACCGGGACAGUG